Plasmodium malariae is the source of this 624-nucleotide messenger RNA. It is a transcript of the gene RAB6, whose product is annotated as ras-related protein Rab-6, putative. The record is from RefSeq and is a predicted model, not a curated record. Bases 1 to 624 code for a protein of 207 amino acids. NCBI's taxonomy places the organism in Eukaryota, Apicomplexa, Aconoidasida, Haemosporida, Plasmodiidae. Gene Ontology annotation, molecular function: GTPase activity; GTP binding. The transcript has 4 exons.
AUGGAUGAAUUUCAGAACUCAGGAUUAAAUAAGUAUAAGCUUGUAUUUUUAGGAGAACAAGCCGUUGGCAAAACAUCCAUAAUUACAAGAUUUAUGUAUGAUACCUUUGAUAAUAAUUAUCAGUCCACCAUUGGCAUUGAUUUUCUGAGUAAAACUUUGUAUUUGGAUGAAGGACCUGUACGACUGCAGCUGUGGGAUACAGCAGGUCAGGAGAGAUUUCGAAGUUUGAUACCAAGUUAUAUUAGAGAUUCAGCUGCAGCUAUUGUUGUGUAUGAUAUUACAAAUAGACAAUCAUUUGAAAAUACAACAAAAUGGAUACAAGAUAUUUUAAAUGAAAGAGGUAAAGAUGUUAUAAUUGCAUUAGUAGGAAAUAAAACAGAUUUAGGUGAUCUUAGAAAAGUAACAUAUGAAGAAGGUAUGCAGAAAGCACAAGAAUAUAAUACCAUGUUUCACGAAACAAGUGCCAAAGCAGGACAUAAUAUAAAAGUUUUAUUUAAAAAAAUUGCAACGAAAUUACCAAAUUUAGAGAAUACCAAUAAUAAUGAAACGAAUGUUGUUGAUAUACAACUGACUAAUAAUUCAUCUACUAAUGAUAAAAGUAUGUUAAGCAAAUGUUUAUGUUAA